Cuscuta campestris is the source of this 1397-nucleotide messenger RNA. Lineage: Eukaryota; Viridiplantae; Streptophyta; Magnoliopsida; Solanales; Convolvulaceae. The record is from the annotation of a GenBank genome assembly.
CCUUUCUUUCGUCAUAUGUCUCAGAGGCCCAACGUUCCUCACUUCGCAUCCAUAGCCUUCGGCCUCCAUUCUCAUCUCCUGGUUUCCAGUGAGAUGAAUUCCACCUCCAAUUGGUCUUCUUGAAUCAGAGAUCUUUUGAUUCCGUUUGAAUUCUUUUGAUUUUUUUUUUGUUUGGAAUUCAGAUCUCGAUUUUUCGUUUUGAUUUCCGAGAUGGGUGUCAAGGGAUUCGUCGAGGGAGGAGUUGCUUCCAUUAUCGCCGGCUGUUCGACCCACCCGCUGGAUCUCAUCAAGGUCCGAAUGCAGCUCCAGGGCGAGCCCGCCCCGGUUGUCCAGACCCUUCGCCCGGCGCUCGCUUUUCACUCCACCGCCGCCCAUGCGGCCCAUAUUCAUAUCCCCACGCCGCCGCGCGUCGGACCCGUUGCGGUGGGUGUGAGGAUUGUCCAGCAGGAGGGCGUGGUCGCUCUGUUUUCCGGCGUCUCUGCCACCGUCCUCCGGCAGACGCUGUAUUCCACCACCCGGAUGGGGCUGUACGACAUCUUGAAGCAGAAGUGGAGCGAGCCGGAGACGAAUGCGAUUCCGCUGCCGAAGAAGAUCGCGGCGGGGCUGAUUGCCGGCGGAAUCGGAGCCGCCGUGGGGAACCCGGCGGACGUGGCGAUGGUGCGGAUGCAGGCGGACGGCCGCCUCCCGGCCGCUCAGAGGCGGAACUACAAGAGCAUGGUGGACGCCACUUCGCAGAUGGCCAAGAAAGAGGGCGUCACGAGCCUGUGGCGCGGGUCCUCCCUCACCGUGAACCGCGCCAUGCUCGUCACGGCCUCCCAGCUGGCCUCCUACGACCAGUUCAAGGAGACGAUCAUAGAGAAAGGAAUCAUGAAGGACGGGCUCGGGACCCACGUCACGGCGAGCUUCGCCGCAGGGUUUGUGGCGGCGCUGGCGUCGAACCCGGUGGACGUGCUGAAGACGCGGAUGAUGAACAUGAAGGUGGAGGCGGGGAAGGCGGCGCCGUACGCCGGAGCGGUUGACUGCGCUCUGAAGACCAUCAGAGCAGAGGGUCCCAUGGCUCUUUACAAGGGAUUCAUUCCCACCAUUUCAAGGCAGGGCCCAUUCACUGUGGUGCUCUUCGUCACACUGGAACAGGUCCGAAAACUACUCAAGGAUUUCUGAUUAAUUAAUCUGAUGACGACGAAGAAGAAACACUUAACUACACUGUCUAACAAAGAUUAUCAAUUACCCCGGAGUACGAUUAUGAAUUGUGACCAAAAUUAAGAACAUGAGAUGAUUAGUAUGUAUUCCUCCAUAUUAAAGUGCUAUUUGGCCAAUUACUAUAUUCAAUCAAAGAGCUUUUUGUUUGUAAACAAAUUCUUGUAUGAAUCUUUGUGCACUAAAGUCAAACCAUUUUU